AUGGAGAUCGAGCUCGCUUAUGGUGAAUCUCGCGGAUACUGGAAACAUUAUUCACCCGGGAAGUGGUUCAAACAAGCGAAAGCCGUUGGCAAGAUCAACAACGUAAAAGCUACUCUGUUAAUUGAUUCUGGUGCUGAAGUGUCGAUCAUUGACACCACCUUUGCUCGUGAGGUCGGUUGCAAUAUUGACGAAAGUCAACGACAAAAAUGUAUCGGGAUUGGAGAAACUCUGUACAUGACGGUAGGACGUACCAAGAUCAAGGUGACCCUCACGGGAUCGCUGGUAUACUAUUUCAAUGUAUGGGUAGGCGAUCUGGCAGGGCAAGAAGCGAUUCUGGGUAUGGAUUUUAUGGUGCCUGCUGGAGUGCGGCUCGAUCUAGCGGAUGGCGCGAUAUGUCUACCAGAAGAAAUCCGCAUUCAUCUCUCAGGACGUCGCCCCGCGUACGGAUCGAAGAUACAACAUAUAACGGCGAAGGACCAACACGUGGUGAUCCCGGUCGGAGAGUCAAGGGAAGUGAAGAUCGGGAUCGGAGGGGCUAAGAUGAAGUUGUGGGUCGCUAGAGGACUAGAUUGGGUCCCCACUGUGAUCUCGGGGUGGGGUAAGACGAAAUACCUGCAGAUGACCAACAUUGGCGACCGUGAGAUCAAACUGCCCACCCACACUAUAUUAGGCAUGUGGGUCGAAGGCGAUAUGGUACCGCGAACUCAAGGUUUGGUGACAGUCGGGUCAGGGAAGUACAAGGAAUGGCAAACUCUGGCAUAUGAGGCUACGACGGAUCGAGUGAACGAACUCCCGAAAGAACAGAUCGGACCAUUGGUAGACCGUCCUACGUAUGCCGCUCCCAAACGCAUCUUGAAACGUCCGUCUGAUGCGUUACAGAACCUGUCUCCGGCGAUCUCCACGGUAACGCCGCAAGCUAACGAUGACGAUUCGCAAAAGGCAGAUGCUGUAGUUGCGAGGGAAGUAACGGUCAGGGGAGCCGAACUAUCGCGGAUGGAGAACGGUCAUGAGAUCGGUACCCAACAUGCAACGAAGGGAGACCGCGACACCGGUCAAGAAGGGCUACGUGACAGAUCGUCUCUACCGAAGGCUGAGCCGACUGACCGACUGUUGAAAUUGGGCCAGCCGGAAGAGACGAAGGAGCCUAAAGAAGAAAUAAUGCUAAAUACUGAAGACGUCGAGAUUGCAGAAAUACCAGUUUAUCACCACGAGAGCGGAGAUUUGUUUGCGGAAGAUAUCGAGCAGCAUAUGGCCGUGCUACCAGAGAUGUCGGCGACUACGGAAGAAGUUACGAUUGAGGACAUUCAGAUCGGUGAUCCCGAUGUGCCUCUCACCACAGAUCAACAACGGCUCAGAUCGCUGAUCUGGAAGAGCCGUCACCUCCUCAUGGGUAAAGGUAAUGCUCUACCACCAGCAGCACGAGGCGCGAUCUGUGAUAUUGAUGUCGGUGGGGCAGCACCGAUAGCGCAAAGAGUGCGUCCGGUCGCACCCAAAUAUCGGGAGAAGCUGUCAGAUCUCAUCAAAGGACUAUUAGCAGCCAAAAUCGUUCAGCCAUCCACGUCACCUUGGGCGUCUCCGAUAGUGGUGAUCAUCAAGAAGAACGGAGUGGAUAUUCGCCUUUGCAUUGAUUAUCGAAGAGUGAACCAGCUGACGCGUCUGAUGGUUUAUCCCAUGCCGUUGAUCAGCGAUCUGUUGGAAGAUCUGGAUAAAGCUCUAUGGUACUGUUCGCUAGAUAUGGCUAGUGGAUUUUGGGUCGUCAAAAUGACUGAACGAGCAAAACUGAUCUCAGCGUUUGUCACACCGUGUGGCUUGUUCGAGUGGCUGCGAAUGCCUUUUGGGCUUAAAAACGCGCCCCAGAUCUACCAACGUCUGGCGGACAAUGCGUUGUAUGGAUAUCUCAAGAUCGGUCAAAGAUCAGCCUCUGAUGGCCCGAUCGACGUGUUCAAAGAUGGAGAACCUGAGACAGAUCGACGACCGUCUAUACUGAGACGCCGAUGUUACAUUGACGAUAUUCUCAUACCAGCCACGUCAUGGGGAUCUUUGUACAAAAAAGUAGAACGGUUGCUAACGGCAUGUGAUAGGUGGAAUAUGUCUAUCAGCCUCACGAAUAGCUUUCGGGGGUGCCGUAAGGUCGAUUAUUUGGGACAUCGAGUGUCGAUGGAUGGUCUGGAGGCUCAGCCCAAGAACCUAGAGUCGUUGGUUAACAUCCCGUUUCCUAGCACGCUACGAGCUAUGCAAUCCUUUCUCGGGAGCUUGAACUACUACCGUCGCUUCAUUGAGGAUUUCGCGGUGUAUGCCGCGGUGUUGUAUGAGUUAAGAGAAUCGGAUUUCUUCGAGAUCGGCCGAUCUCAGCUUGCAGCAGGAGACGAAUGCUCCAACGAGGGUCGAUGUACGGAAGCCAAGGUUGCUUUCACUAUGCUAAAAGCUAAGAUAGCUACAGCUCCCAUGCUCAAGAAUUUCGACCCAGAUCGGUCCCCCGUAAUCGUGGUCUACGCUAGCAAGUGGGCUGUCUCAGAGGCCCUGAUACAGGAGUACGAUGGCGUGUACCAUCCGGUGACGUUUACUAGCCGCACUUUAAAGCCUAAUGAGCUUAACUACGGAACGGUUGAAAAAGAAGUGCUGGCGCUACUUCGUGUGCUGGAUGUAUGCUAUACUACGCUUGCCUCGCGGGAGAUCACUGUACUGACCCGACAUUCUACGUUAGCCUGGUUGAUGCAGUCUCGAGGGCUCAACGGGAGAUUAGGACGGUGGGCUGCUUUGUUGUCAAAUUGGACUAUGGAGGUGAAGAAAUGUGAAAGAGGAGAGGAAGAGAUCCUGGGCAUGUUAGCAGCGAGUAUCACUCCGAGAGGAGAAGUGGAAGAGAUGCUGAUUGCGAUCUCCCCACGAAAAGACUGUCGACUCAAAAUAUCGAUGCCUCCUCCAACGGUGGAAACAGAUGAGGAGUUGCUGGUGGCCAGUUUCGAUGGAUCGGCUAGGAUAAAAAAGAAAGGAGGGUCGCUCAGUGCCGUGAUAUGGAAGUUACCCGAAUGGACGAUCGUGGCGGCCGAAUAG
Messenger RNA from Peronospora matthiolae, 3051 nucleotides. Lineage: Eukaryota; Oomycota; Peronosporomycetes; Peronosporales; Peronosporaceae. The record is from the annotation of a GenBank genome assembly.